AUGAAGCUGCGCAAGCACGGGGGGUCGCUGGACGAGGAGAAAUUCUUCGAAAAUGUGAGCAAAGAUGACUCGGGCAUGAUAAAAAAGUUUACCCUUGGAGUGUGCGCCAUGGAAAGCAAAGUGGAGAGCGCACCCAUGGAGUGUAUCUUGAAGAGGCUAGCCAAAAGUGGAGAUUUUAACAUAAUCAAAUUUAAAGGAGACAUGAUUUUAAAUCACGACAUAGACUCGUGGCCAAUAGUAGAUUGUCUGAUAGCCUUUUACUCCACGGGGUUCCCUCUCAAGAAAGCCAUCGAGUAUGUGAAGAAAUACAAACCAAUAACCUUAAACAAUCUAAGCAGGCAGUUAAUUUUAAGAUCAAGGUUGCAGAUCUAUGAGGAGUUAAAAAAGUGGAAAGUGCCUCAUGCCAAUUAUGUGGUCGUAGAUCACGAUGCUGUGAAGAGAGGAGAACAUGUUUUUGAAGAAUACUAUGACUAUAUUGUAUAUAACAAUAUUAGACUGAAUAAACCUUUUAUAGAGAAACCUAUCAAUGCAGAUAAUCACAAUAAUUGGAUUUAUUACCCAAAGAAUACUGGUGGCGGGUGUAAGAAGCUCUUUAGGAAGGUUAAAGACAGGAGUAGUGAAUACUGCCCUGAUGUACACAGGGUUAGGAAUAACGGAAUGUAUAUAUAUGAGGAAUUCCUUUCAACCUUCGGCACAGACGUAAAAGUAUACACCGUUGGGCAAAUGUUUGCUCAUGCGGAAGCUAGGAAAUCUCCCGCACUCGAUGGAAAAGUGUGUAGGACCUCCGAUGGGAAGGAAGUUCGAUACGCUGUCAUCCUCUCAGAGGCGGAGAAAAUUAUUGCGUAUCGGAUUGUGGAAGCAUUCCAGCAAACUGUCUGCGGCUUCGACAUUUUGAGGACGACCAUGGGACCCUUCGUCUGUGAUGUGAAUGGGUGGUCUUUCGUAAAAGGGAACAUAAAAUAUUACAACGAUUGUGCACACAUUUUGAGAGCCAUGUUUUUGGCGAAGCUGGAAGAAAAAUAUAAUAUCAUUCCGAGAGACCUUGCCGACAACUGGUACAACAUAGAGAACGAAGAGGAGGUGUUGAGGAAAACCUUUAGACAGCCGGAUGAUCUCCAUUGUUCUCACCAUGAAGAGUUAUGUUCCGUGAUUAUUGUGAUGCGCCAUGGGGAUAGGAAGCCGAAACAGAAAAUGAAAUUUCUCACCGAUCGUCCUCUUCUUUUGGACUACUUCAAUUGUGAGGAAAACUUAUACAACGUGAUUGAGAACAAACUCGCUGCAGACGAUCAGCAGAAGGCUAACCAGAUGGAACUCAGCAACAGCAAUAAUAACUUGUCUGUUAGUUGCGUCCCCUCCGAUAGAGUGGAUUCCUCGAUGUUUCAGUACGACGCCGCGGCCAAGGCCCCCUCUACGCUGAGCAAAAUAUCCUUCAUUUCGCAGAAGAGCGGCGAGGUGGUGAGCGCAGCGAGUGCGGAGCGGGACCCAUCCGCGGCGAACGCUUCAAACGGUGCAAACGGUGUAAACGGUGCGACCGCUUCAAACGCUUCGAACGCUUCCAACCCUGCGAAUGGUCUGCCCCCAGACGAGCAGGAGCGCCGAGACAGCCUCUACAAGGAGUACACAAAGAAGGAAAUCAAAUUCAAGUCGCCAGAGGAGCUGCAGGACCUCUUCCUGCGGAACAACAUCAUCCUGGGCGACGUCGAGAAGGAGUACAAGGCGCUGAAAGCGGAGGCCGAGGCAAGGAGAGCCGAGCUGGCGAUGAGAAGUGCUUCCGUGGGAAGGGAUGAGGCGGUGGAAGGGAAUGAGACGGUGAGAAGAAAUGAGACGGUGAGAAGAAAUGAGACGGUGAGAAGAAAUGAGACGGUGAGAAGAAAUGAGACGGUGAGAAGAAAUGAGACGGUGAGAGGAAAUGAAACGCUGGGAAGAAGUGAUGGGGAGGCUUCUCUUAAGCGUGAAGAAGACCCUCCCAAAAGUGACGUGGCUGCCUCUGCGCGUGACGUAACCGCCCCUAAAGGGGACGUGUCCGAGGCGCGUCCCCACGCCGCGAUGACGCAGGAGGAGCUGGAGGCCAAGCUCAGCGAAUACGAAAUUAUGAUAGAGAACCACAAGACGCUGCAGAAGGUGUUGGAGCGCGGAGAUGGGUUCACAGGAAUAAACAGAAAGAUACAGCUGAAGCCAGUGGAGUUCCUCGUCCUGGACGACAAAAUUGUGGUGACGAGAAUUUUGACAGUAGCCAAGUGGGGAGGGGAGCUAACUAGGAUGGGAAGGAGGCAGUCGGAAAAUCUAGGAAAGAGAUUCAGAGCAACUCUCUAUCCAGGGGAUUCAGACGGAUUAUUACGAUUACACUCAACUUUUAGGCACGACUUCAAAAUAUUUACCUCAGAUGAAGGGAGGUGCCAGAUAACGUCCGCCGCAUUUACAAAAGGGUUUCUAGACCUAGAUGGAGAACUCACCCCGAUCCUAGUGGCCAUGGUGAUUAGAAAUUCAAAAGCUCAUAGUCUGCUCGAUGAUAAUAGACCUAGUCUAAAUAGAACCCAGUGUAAACAAUACAUAGAUAACGUACUGAAUCAGGACAAGGAUAUUGACGAGGAUCUUUUGAAGAAACUCACAUCUGGGAAGCAUGCUAGAGGGUUGCGCGAAUCAUUGAGGAAGAUCUCCAAUUUCUUUCAACUGAUGGAGAAAAUUAGAAAAACCAUCUAUGAUUUUCUCAAGGGAUUAAAUCAGGAAGUGCAGAAAUGGUUAAAUCUAUUCCCAUAUGAUGAGUACGCUCUGUAUGUCAUCGACAUUCUACACGAAAUACAAGUCAGAUGGAAGUCACUCACCAAGAUGUGGUUUAAGAAAAAUAAAAACAAUUACGACACGUCGAAAAUACCAGAUAUUGUAGACAACAUAAGAUUUGAUCUCAUUCAUCAUCAUUCCUAUCUGGGCUGUGGACUAGACAAGGCUUUCGAGAUUUAUAAUCAAAUAGAACCGCUAGCCAAUUUUAUUUCCCAAGCAGAGUAUGGAAUCACUCCUGAGGAAAAAGUCAAAAUCGGAGUUAACAUUGUUGGCAAGCUGCUUCGCAAACUAAUCCAUGAUGUUACCUUUUACAGAGAUGAAGAGGUUCGGAAUAAAAGAAACAACAAAGGUUGCUUUGAUUUAAAGAAUGCUCUUAACAUUUCCUACAUCAAUUCGUUUAAUCUAUCCAAGAAUGACAAGACGGGACUCCCAACAGGUGAAAAGAACCCACAACAACAGGUUCUGGAAAAUGCCAAAGUAGAUGCACAGCACGCCAAUUGGCUAGACAAGGAGAUACAAAAGGACACUCCCAAAUUGUUUAGCAUGUGCAAGUAUGACUCGAGACAAAUCUUCAUUGACAACCGUCUGCAGAAGGGUGCCGAGCAGCUCCUCCCCGCCACCAUGGCCACCAUCGCGACGGACCCGUGUGCCACCAAGACAGAGCUGUCACUGUGGAACGAGGCCACCUCCAGUUCGGUAGCAACCAACACGGUAAACGCGGUCAACACGGCAACCGCGCCUUACUCCAACGGGGCGUACUAUAGUGGCGCUUACCCUAGUGAGGCCUUCUCAAGCGCCGCGUUCUCUUGCGUCACCUCCUCCAGUGGAAGGCCUUCUCUGAGCGAGCCCCAGGUGAAGAAAUCCAUUUACAGUGAACUCAACCAGAAGGGUGGAAAAGUUGGAAGCGAUGCACAAGUUGGAGGUUCCCCGGGGGGGGGAACUUCAACCCAAGUGGGGAAGGACCCAACAUGUGCGGAGUCGACAGAAGCUGUGGAGUCGAAAACAGGUGAGGGUGGCCCCAUUGGCCUGAAUGGCGGUCUCACAGACUUCACUGGCAAUGGCCUACUUGACCUCUCCAAGCACACUAAUGGGGAGAGGCCGGAGGAAGGCGACAUCCACCACAGGGACGAGUUCGAGGGGGGCACCCGGACGCCGGACAGGAGCUCCACCAAAGGUGCGUCUGGGGCAGCUUCCGAUGAUCCACAGGGCGGUUCGACUCACAUCGGGAGCAGCCCUGUUGAUAACACGGUUAGUAGCAGUAAUGUUGGCAGUAGCGUCGUAGGUAUGGUUGGCAGCCCCGCUAGUGUUUGCCCAAACGAGAAGAACCCCUUCAAAGCGGCGGGGGGAGGUGUCACGUACAACAUUAACGCGAAAGAUCUGUACACGCCAAAGCUUAUCAAUAAGAAGGAGGCCCUCGUGAUAAACUCAUCGGAUCUGUGGGCCCAUCAGAAUAAGUACAGAAAGGAAAACAACGAAAAACAGAAAAUGAAGAAAAUAAAAAACGCCAAGGAGAGUGAACUGAAUUUGAAAAGAGAGGACAACGUCGAAGUGGGUAGCGACUAUAGGGGACUAGACAAGUAUGGGAGUAACCGAAUGAAAGGUGUAGGAGGAAUUAGUGGAAGUGGAAGCGAUACCACCGCGAAGGACCUACGUGGGAAGGUAAACGCCAGGUUGGAUGGACACAAAAGUGAAGAGGAAAGAGGAAGGAAUGGUGCAGCUCGUAAUGGGGCAGCUUGUAAUGGGGCAGCUCGUAAUGGGGCAGCUUGUAAUGGGGCAGCUUGUAAUGGGGCAUCUUGUAAUGGGGAAGCUCGUAAUGGGGCAGCUCGUAAUGGGGCAGCUCGUAAUGGGGCAGCUCGUAAUGGGGCAGCUCGUAAUGGACCAGCUUGUAAUGGCGCAGCACGGAGUGGCACAGAUCAGGAUGGCGCCUUGCGAAGUGCCUAUGAAUGCUCACAACAGGGGGACAAAGAAGGAAUGAAAAACGAGCAGGGUAGUAACAAUAUGUCGCAGAGGAAGGCAGAGGAGAAAACAUAUCAGGAGUACCAAAUUGAGGAGACAUAUCGACAGGUGGAUAACGAUGAGGAGCAGCAGAAGGAGGAGAAGAAGCAGGAGAAGGAUGAGCAGCAGAACCAGGAGAAGGAGAAGGAAGAAGAAGACGGAGAAGAGGCAGAAGAUGACGAAGGAGAGGAAGAACACGACCAUGACGAUGACGAAGAUAUAAUUAGACUUAAAGAGACAGAUGCAAGGAGGUUAGGAAUCCGAUCUCCAUGGAGGAUGGUUAGAUCUCGGUACUACGUGACGUCAGCUUCGCACAUGAUUUCUCUAUUGAGUAUUCUGAUCCAUGCCAAGAAUAUAGACAGCUCGACUGGCCAAAAUAUAAUCGAUAAUGAUUCCAUUAAAAGUGUGGGGGACGUGACAGAUUUGCAUUACUUAUCACAUUUAGUUUUUAGAGUCUGGGAGAGAAAACAGCUAAAGCGAAAUGACAGCAACAGGUUUCGAAUCGAAAUUUUGUUCAGCUCUGGUGCCAGGGACGGGUUCGGACAGAACUAUGAACUGCUGGAGAAAGACGCUAAGGCGCAGCAGCAGAAGUACGAGAGGCACUUUAGCAAAUACGUGGAUGACAGCAGGAGAGGCGAGGGGGGCGGGGAGGUGAACCUGUCUAACCAGAUAAGCCGUGCAAACUCUGCCGUGAGCAAGGGGGAGAAGAAGCCAUCUGGGGAGAAGCAAUCCGAUGGAAGGCCACCCGGGGAGACACCAUCCGGAGAAACGUCCCCCACAGAGAAGUCCCUUCUGGAGAAGCUCAACACAGCGAGCAAUAAUCAGAGCGCGUCCGCAUCGGACAAGGUGGAGUCGAAAGAUUCCCUCUCACAGGCGGUACCCCAGGGGCAGGAAGACAAGGGGAAGGUGAGCGCGGGCAACGCAUUCUGGUUAUCCGACGGCGUGGAGGGGAGGCCGGCCAGUUUGGGCGGGUGCGUGCCGAGUUCGAAGUGUGACCUGGUGAACACGGAAAGGAAAGACGGGAGUGGCAUCGACAAUGAGAAGGGAAACCUGGGAGGAAGCGACUCUGCUCUUAGAAAUGAUACUUCUCACAGAAUAGAGACUUCGCUCAGAAGAGAAACUUCUCCAAGAAGAGACACUUCUCUCAGAAAGGACGCCGUGCGCAGGAAUCUAUUGCGGAGACAAUUCUCAGCCAACUCAGAAAACCUGUUCCGAAGAGCAGAGGAAGAAGAAGACGCCAACUUCCACCAAGGGGUCUACAAGAGAGAUCUGUCCUUCCAGUUUGGAGGAGUACAUGAUAAGCUGAGUUCAAUGAACAACAACGCGACAAGGACGGGAAGCUACAUGAUGAGAUCCAUCAGCUCCAAUUUGAGGAAAAAAAAAUACAAACAAAAAGAUGGGCUAAAUGUAGAAUACGAAAAAAAAAAAAAGGAAGACAUCACAAAGGAGAAUCUUUUAACGUAUGAACCUGAGUGUAGCAUUGACAUGGGUACACAAGAAGGAAAUCCAAAAUCACGUCGGAGCUUUUCCUGCCUGAGUGAUAGGUCCUUCUAUAUAAACCCAAUACAGAUCGAGUUAGAAGGGGACGCUAAUGCCAGUAAAAAUUUUAAUGGAAGAAGAAACAGCCUGAUCGAAAAUGAAUCGGCAAGAAAUACUUUGCAGCACAGCCUUCAACACAAAAUUGAGCGUCCAUUCCAACACAAGAUCGAGAGACCUUUCCAACACAAAAUUGAGCACCCCUUCGAGAAGAACAGUGAGCAUGAUCCGAAGGACAACAAAAAGGCAAAUGUAUUUUCGCACGUAUUUCAGCAUUUUAACGAGAAUAAAAAAAACUCCACGUCGAAUUUGAAGUUCUUCUACAAAACAUACAUGCCUGAUUAUGAGAAGAUUAUCGAGAAUGACAAGAAGGCGGAGACCUUCGACGUCCCUCCCUACUGUGAGUUGGCACCCCUCAUUGUGCUGACGAAGAAUUGCCAGCUGUCUACCUUUGAGAAUAUCCUCACGCAUAUUCUGAACAAGUACUCCAAGGGCGGGAAGGGGAAGGACAAGGGGCCCAAAGCGGGGCCCAAGCCAACUUGA
Plasmodium inui San Antonio 1 is the source of this 6852-nucleotide messenger RNA. RefSeq lists its product as hypothetical. NCBI's taxonomy places the organism in Eukaryota, Apicomplexa, Aconoidasida, Haemosporida, Plasmodiidae. Bases 1 to 6852 code for a protein of 2283 amino acids. The record is from RefSeq and is a predicted model, not a curated record. The transcript has a single exon. Gene Ontology annotation, biological process: inositol phosphate biosynthetic process; inositol metabolic process. Gene Ontology annotation, molecular function: inositol hexakisphosphate kinase activity; diphosphoinositol pentakisphosphate kinase activity; 5-diphosphoinositol pentakisphosphate 1-kinase activity.